This is a messenger RNA of Spodoptera littoralis (African cotton leafworm), 1734 nucleotides long. The record is from the annotation of a GenBank genome assembly. Lineage: Eukaryota; Metazoa; Arthropoda; Insecta; Lepidoptera; Noctuidae.
AUGUGGAAAACCGUGAUCAAAUCUACGACACUCCGUUGUAUUGCUAACAAAAGAUGGAGCCACCAGCUGAAAGUGGGGGCUGGUCAAAGUUAUUUACACAACCCGGGAUCCGAACCCCUGGUGUACGACACGCUGGGCGAGGUUAUAGAGCAAACUGUCAACAAGUACCCAGACAGGGUGGCAAUCAGAUCACUUCAUGAAGACAUUACCAUCACAUACGCCGAGUUGUUGAAACAGGCGGACUCCUUAGGCUGUGCUCUCCGCGCUCAAGGCCUACAGAAGGGCGAUACUGUAGGGGUGUGGUCACACAAUAGUGCAGCCUGGAUCGUCGCUGUGGUCGCCGCUGCUAGAGCCGGCCUUAUUUCCGUAUUAAUAAAUCCAGCAUAUGAAAAGAAAGAACUAAGUUUCUGCAUAAAGAAGGCUGGAAUGAAGAGUUUACUCAUAGGAGACGCGCUACCAAGGAGGAAUUACUACGAGACAUUAUCACAACUGAUACCAGAGCUACAAAAUAGUGGUCCAGGCUCUUGGAAGUCCAGCGAAUUCCCAACUUUGAACUCUGUUAUUAAUGCUGGAAAGAAUAAAUUGGCAGGCACCAUACAGUAUGAUUCCUUAUUGACGGGCUCAGGCAGCCAGAUCUCCCAAUAUGGCGGCGAGGUGAAGUCGAGCGACGGUAGCAUCAUACAUUUCACAUCGGGCACCACUGGGGACCCAAAAGCAGCUCUAGACUCUCAUCUAGGCGUAGUGAACAACACAUAUUUUGUAGGCAAGAGAAACUUGUUAGAUGAAGGACAUCACACUAUCUGUGUACAGGUACCUCUAUUCCACGCUCUCGGUUCUAUAGUAACAAUCCUGGGCGGUUUGAGGCUCGGCAGUUCAUUAGUAUUGGCUGGCCCCAUCUACAAUGUUGAUGAUAAUAUCAAAGCUUUGUUUGCGGAAAAGUGCUCUGUGAUAAUGGGUACUCCGACCAUGUAUGUGGACAUGCUGGCAAAGAUUAGGACGAUGAGUGAUGUUCCGUCCACGCUGAAAGUGGCGCUGGCAGCUGGAGCACCGUGCAGUCCACAGCUCAUUAGAGACAUGCAGAAGUAUCUUAAGACUGAAACUGUGAAGGGUCUGUACGGUAUGACAGAGACUACAUCGUGUGUGUUCCAGAGCAUCCCAGGUGAUAGUAUCGACGUGGUAGCCGAAACUGUUGGCUACAUUCAGGAUCACGUGGAAGUCAAGGUUGUUGACGAGAAAGGUGACACAGUGCCAUUCGGUAGUCCAGGAGAACUGGUGGUGCGCGGGUAUAACAUCAUGAUCGGCUACUGGGACGACCCCGUAAAGACCAGGCAGGCGCUUAGUGAUGAUGGCUGGCUUAACACCGGAGACAAGUUUACGAUCAGCGAAGAUGGUUAUGGCCGCAUUGUGGGCCGCCUAAAGGACAUUAUCGUUCGAGGUGGAGAGAAUAUCGCUCCUAAAGAAAUUGAAGAUUUGCUGAUCACACACCCUGAUAUUGAUGACUGCCAGGUCAUAGGCAUCCCAGACGAGAGGCUAGGUGAGGAGUUAUGCGCAGUACUUCGCAUCAGAGAAGGUGCUUCAGUAACAGUAGACGAUGUCAGACGUCACUGUGAUGGUCACAUCGCCCGGUUCAAGAUCCCCAGGGUGCUGAAGACGAUUGAAGAGUUCCCCAAGACAGCGUCCGGGAAAAUACAAAAGUAUCGACUAAAAGAAAUGGUUGAGACUGGAAAAUUGUAG